AUGUCCGCCCACGCCCACCCACCCACCUCGCGCGCCCCACCCGACGAAAUCCGCAGCCUCGACCUCCUCGCGCAGCGCAUCCAGCACCUCAACGGCGCGCUCGAGGUGCUCAAGGCGACGCAGCUGGCGCACAUCUGGGACACGCACGCCCCCGCGCCGUGGGCCACCGUCGCGCACCAGUCCAACAUCAUCAACGGCCGGCUGAGCGCGCUGCUCGAGGCCUUCGCCGCCAACCGCACCCUGCUCGGCCAGGCGCACCCGUUCCCGCUGCCCACAUUUCCCGGCCGCUCGCACGAGAACAUGGCGACGCAGCUGACGCGCAAGAAGAUGGUGCCGUGGGUCGAGGAUUGGAUCGCUGAUGGCGUGAGGUUGGCUGUGGGCGACGAGGAGGAGGGAGGUGCGAGUGGUGGGAGGGGCGGGGGCGAUGGGGCGACGAGGUUGGUUGGGGAUGGCGGGUUGACGGGGGAGCAGAUUGAGGAGUUGUGGGAUUGGGCGGGGCCGGCGGGCGGCGAGAUUGGCAGGGAGGUCCUGACGGCCGAGGACGAGGACGAUGAGGGCGAGGAUGAGGACGACGACGACGAGGAUGAGGAGGGCGGCGCCAUGGAAGGCGUCGAGGGCGGCGAGGGCGCUGGGGCCGACAAGAAGACGGAGACUAUCCCGCCGAUUCGCCCUAUGAUGCCCUUGGACGAUAUCUUCAAGUUCGUCAGCACUGGCGUGGCGGCGUGA
Molecule: messenger RNA, 726 nt
Organism: Diplodia corticola
Lineage: Eukaryota; Fungi; Ascomycota; Dothideomycetes; Botryosphaeriales; Botryosphaeriaceae
Product: rna polymerase ii mediator complex component med8
Exons: 1
Coding region: 1-726 (241 amino acids)
Biological process (GO): regulation of transcription by RNA polymerase II
Cellular component (GO): mediator complex
Molecular function (GO): transcription coregulator activity
Source: RefSeq, a predicted model, not a curated record